Messenger RNA from Esox lucius (northern pike), 4328 nucleotides. It is a transcript of the gene amd1, whose product is annotated as adenosylmethionine decarboxylase 1. Gene Ontology annotation, molecular function: adenosylmethionine decarboxylase activity. Gene Ontology annotation, cellular component: cytosol. Gene Ontology annotation, biological process: spermine biosynthetic process; spermidine biosynthetic process. The record is from RefSeq and is a predicted model, not a curated record. The transcript has 9 exons. NCBI's taxonomy places the organism in Eukaryota, Metazoa, Chordata, Actinopteri, Esociformes, Esocidae. Bases 519 to 1514 code for a protein of 331 amino acids.
UCUAUUCCCAAAAAUGGACAAAGCUGUGCCCUGGAAUGAGUAUGGUCCCACCCUGCUGGUGACUCCACGCCCAUGGAUCAUCUAUAACAGUCUAAGCACACGUUCCUGUUCAAAUGUCACAACGGCAAAGGUUUUUGAAGUCCAGCAUGACAACCAAAGGUACCGUCCAUUCAUUCGUGCGGACUCCAACGGUCUCGCCGAGUUGCGCAACGCACCUAGCAAAUUCCCCAUUGAGUGCCGUGCUCUUCAGUCACUACCAGACUGCUCUACCGUGGUGCACACCACAGGCAUGCAUGCGUGCACACUCAGUGGAACUGCCUUCGCUCUGGGGUUGUAGUGUGUCUAGGACACGGUUUCCACUCCGCAGCUGCCCUUGUUCGCUGAAUACAGGAGGGAAGAGCGGUAGAGUAGGCAGCUGCUGUAUUUCUAUUGGAGCACUGAGCCAGUUUAGUUUCAUUUUCUGAGCCUGCUUGCUGAAUGAAUGGGGCAAGGCCCUGGACCCGGGUCAAAACCAAACCAUGAGAAGUACUGGUUUUGACUGCGACUUCUCCUACUGCUACAUUCCUCAUAUAAGGUUUGAGUGGGACAAACUUCUGGAGAAUGUGCACUGUUUGAUCAUAAGUGUGACAAAGACUGACAAGCAGGAAGCUUAUAUACUCAGUGAGAGUAGCAUGUUUGUCUCCAAGAGACGUUUCAUUUUGAAGACCUGUGGAACCACCCUCUUACUGCAAGCACUGGUGCCCCUGCUGGAACUGGCCCGAGAGUACUGCGGUUUUGAUGCCAUCGAGGAGGGGUCAGAGGUUCUAACGCCAUCUCGUCACUGUCCGCAGAAUUUCUUCUAUUCUCGCAAGAACUUCAUGAAACCCACCCACCAGGAGUUCCCCCAUCGGAACUUCCAGGAGGAAGUGGAGUUUCUCAGCCAGAUUUUCCCGAAUGGAGCCGCGUACUGUAUGGGGCGUUUGAAUUCUGAUUGCUGGUAUCUGUUUACUCUGGAUUUGCCUGAGUUCUGGGAAAACAAGCACGCAGAUCAGACGCUAGAAGUUCUGAUGAGUGAUCUUGAUCCAGCAAUUAUGGACCAGUUCUUCAUGAAAGACGGUGUUUCUGCAAAUGAUGUCACUCGUAUGAGUGGAAUUCGUGACCUGAUACCAGGUUCUGUGAUUGACGCCACAAUGUUCAACCCUUGUGGAUACUCAAUGAAUGGAAUGAAGACUGAUGGAACUUACUGGACGAUUCACAUCACUCCAGAGCCGGAGUUCUCCUAUGUCAGCUUCGAAACCAAUCUCUCCCAGACGUCAUACGAUGAUUUGGUUAGGAAGGUUGUGGAUGUCUUUAAGCCAGGAAAAUUUGUGACUACCUUGUUUGUUAACCAGAGUUCCAAAUGUCGCAGUGUCUUUUCUUCCGCCCAGAAACUCGAGGGAUACAAGCGACUCGACCGCCAGUUAGCCCAAUUCAACGAUUACAAUUUUGUCUUUACCAGUUACGCCAAGAGCCGCCAGCAGAACCAGCAGAGUUGAGGAUUAAGAAUGAGAAGGAAGCGUAAAAAGAAAUCCGGCUGCGUCUCGGAGUUCGGUCCCUGCGGUCAUGCCUCCACCCUGGCCGGGAGGCCACACCUCCGCUGCCAUCGUUCUUUAGGAUCUCUUGGUUCCGUCAAGGCCACAGGCCCUACUAUUUUAACCUUCAGUUUGAAUCGUAUGCAUUGUUGUACCUAUAACUUAGAUCUCUUGCAUGAGAGCUCUUUUCUCUGUUUAGAUAUUCUAGCUCACUCUUGCUGUGACCUUGAAGUGCAUGUAGAGGAAUUAAACAAGCUCUGUUCCAGGCUGUUCAGCCUCGCCCCUUAUGCCCAGUGCCGUGGUCCCUUCCUGCAGGUGUCCUCCCUCAUUCCCCACAGACAAGGCUUUCGUGCCCACUAGUCCAGGGCCCUGACAUGCUCAGAUGGGUCCACCUUUUAUUAUGUGCUUAUAGUUAAUGAAGACUCUUUCCCCCCCCCCCUCCCCCUCUCUCACUCAUUUCCUGAUUAAUCACUCAGUUACCAGUUUAAUGUGUCCUUGUUUUGUUUUUUUGUCUUCGUGGUUUCUGGGUGAUAUGAAAUGUGUAAGCUUGGGACCAUAAAUGUUUUUUGUCAUGAGAAGUCAACAUUGAAUGAAUACUGUGUAAAAGCACAAUGCCAUACUUUAUGUAAGUGUUGCACUCCCGGAGGAUUGGAUGGAGGCUGUCACCUGGUUGAAUGUAAUCUAGUUGCCUGUGGCUGUAAAUGGCGCUAGGGCUGGAAAAAAAUGCUAAAAUUGGGUCAGAACCCCCCCCCCCCCACACCCUGUCCGUUAUCGUUUUUACCACAGGCUUUGGAUUUGUCCCAGGUGGUGGAAUCUGUUAAGUGAAUAUUUUAAGACCUAACUUUAGGCACUUCAUGGUCAGCAGUCUUGAUACAUGUGCACUUUUAUUGCAAGGCACUUUCUAAAGUAUACCAAUGGGGAAGGCACUGUUUGUUAAAAUGAGAAUUUAUGAAAAUUGGGUUUAAAGACUUGAAUGUGAGUAAUUUACAAAUAAAGGCUGUGCCAGCUGUGAAUGUAGAGCUCCUUAUUUAGCCUAAUGGAGCUUAAUGAUAAAGGGGUCUUUUAUCUGAAUGUCAGUAACUGAGACCCAGUAGUCUUGUAGUGGUGGCAUGGCCCCAAAAAAUGCCCUCUGUCGUCCAAUAUGGUUAGCCAUUGUCUCCCGGCCCAGCGGGUCUCUCCCGUAACAUAACAGUGAGACUGUCCCCGGAACCAUGCUUGGCCGAGUGGUGCUCCUGGCUGCACCAUGUGGCCCUGAAUGGAAAUAAUGAAUCAGACUCUGCUUAGUGCAGUGGUUGCCCAGCAAAGCGUUUCUUUUUUGAAAACAAUAUACAUCAUCUGUCUUUCCCCUCCAUACAGUGUUCGGUAAGCACACAAUAGACGCCCACCAAUCUGAGCAUGCCAGGGUGGUCCCGGAUCAUUCCACACAACUUGCAUAAACUGCCAGUUUAUUAAUUUCAUUGUGCGUUGACAUUUUGCAGUGAAUUGGUCCAAAAUGUGGCUCCAUUGCAGUUUUUCUUUUCUUUUUUGGAGUACCAUCAAUGCCCUUUUGUGAGGGAAAAAUCCUGUGACACUGGUGCAUGUGACUACUAGUGCUGUGCUGCUUGACAGUUUAGUGUGCUGCAGUCUUUUCCUCCUGUGUAAGUAGAUCAAUGUGCUUCACUGUCCGCUUGUUUUAUCAGCUCCACUGUAGACGGCACUGAGUGUGCCAUCUGUAGCGUGGAAGGCGGCCGCUCGACAGUCUGGUUACUAUACAGUUUGUCAUUUGGAGAGCUUUUAUUUGAUAGGAUGUUGAAGGCUGUUGUCUCCAUUGGCUGGUCAGUAAUGUUCAUGAUGCUUCCCCUGCCAGCGAAUGCAGAUUGAUUUUCAAUUGGCUGACAAAUCUGGGGUGGAUAGGAAAGAUUUGACUGCUGUUACUUUAAGACUGAUGGUUGUAGCCUGUGCUGCUUUUCCCCCACUGUUGGGAACUUAUAAAAUCAAGCUAGAUCGGACAGCUCAUUAAAGACCAGAAAAUUGGGCUUCCAAAAAACAUGAUAGAUAUUAUGUGGGCCACUAGAAUAACUUCAGUUAAGGACCGGGCCAAAUUUGACGAUAGAUACAGCAUCCCUCCAGUCCGUCUGUUGUGGCUUUUGGAAUGAUUUUAAACUUAGUGUAUUUUUUUUUUUUUGUGGACCAACCUUUGCCAAGCGAUCCUUACCUGAAAUUCUAUUGGUCUGUGUGGCUGUUAAGUUACAGUCCUAUGUGCUCAGAGCUGUAAAGGCCAGAUUAGUAAUAUGUUCCAGCACUGUUCAAGUAUAAUAGAAACUGUUGGAAGUCGUAUUUUGGUUUGAAGAGCUGCGUAGAUCUGUCGUUGGUUUGGAACAUUGCUUUUUCUUUUAAUUCUAAUUGAUUUAUUUGUUUAUUUUUGCAGUUUAAUGGUAGUGUGAUUAUUAAUUUUUUUUGCACAAACUUUUGUGAGCAAUGCAUUUUUGUUAUCGGACCAAUCCUAUUGUUAUUUUAAUUUUAAAACCAGUGUUCCAAAUGUAACUUCUUUAGAGGCUUAUUCUGUCAUGUAUUUUCCUUGCCUUACCUUUGUAGCCUGUGCUGGGUUUCAUGGGGAAGGGAAAGUCAAAAGGCCUCCCCUAAUAAGAGAGAGGGCGCCGUUGCAGGAUGUGUCAGGAUGUCAUGAAGGGAAAGACUUUGCUGUUGUAAUUCUUUUGCUAUUCUUUGAAUGGUCAAGAUGUGCUAAAUAUAUCUGUAUGAGCUUGAUGCGUUAAUAAAGAAUUGCUCUUUUCUGUGUGA